Molecule: messenger RNA, 1722 nt
Organism: Cimex lectularius (bed bug)
Lineage: Eukaryota; Metazoa; Arthropoda; Insecta; Hemiptera; Cimicidae
Product: GTP-binding protein Di-Ras2
Exons: 5
Coding region: 164-928 (254 amino acids)
Molecular function (GO): GTPase activity; GTP binding
Source: RefSeq, a predicted model, not a curated record
CUUCAAAAGGGCUGGGGGUGUGACGGAGGCCGAGGCCGAGGCAAAGGGGCGAACUUCUCGAACUUCAAAGGAUUUCAGAUUUUAAACUGAGCGUUUUUCACAUGCUCUUUAUUAAAAUGACAAACUCCGAAAAGUAUGAAAGGCUACGUCAAGACAUGGUAGCAUGACGUGCGAAGGUGAAAGGACGCGACUCGUGGUCCUCGGAGGCCCUGGGGUCGGCAAGUCGGCCAUAGUCAACAAAUUCCUCUACAACACUUUCACCGAAAAGUACAGGACGACUGUGGAGGAUCUCCACUCGAGGACGUUCCACCUGGGUCAGAUAUCUCUCAAGGUGGACAUCCUGGACACAUGCGGCGACCUCCAGUUCCCCGCCAUGAGGCGUCUCAGCAUCGCGACAGCCCACGCAUUCCUCCUCGUCUAUUCCGUAACAUCGGAAGAAAGCCUGUCCUCUGUCCAGAGGUGCUUCGAAGAAGUCAGGGAGCAGCGGCCCGACUACCAAGAAGUGCCGAUAGUCCUCGCGGGUAACAAACUGGACCUAGCAGACGGCCAGAGGGAGGUGCCACUCGAAGACGUCAGCGAAUGGCUCUACUGCACUCUGCCCAAAUUAAGGACGAAGUUGCUCGAGUGCUCCGCCAAGACGGGGCUCAACAUCCAGGAGAUAUUCAAAACUUUUGUCACCCUGGCUAAACUGCUGCCGAGCACAACCGACGAUUCGACACCGCUUAAAAGAAGUCUGUUUUCCAGGUCGAGCGCCUACGGGAGCCGGAGGGGAGGCAGCCCAGCCAGCACGUCCUCCGGAGCCGGGACGAGCGCCCAGGCGGCCAGCCCAAAGCCUCGCUCACGAAGCCUCAUACGGCGUUCAAGCCGCAAGACGAAGCAGCACUUGUCCGACUCGAACGCAGACUCAACCGACUGCAUCAUAUCUUAGUUCUGCAGGUCUGAACAUGAUGGGCAACCCUAUAUAUUUCAAAAGAAAAAAGGAAAAUUAACAGCUCACAAUCAAUUUUAGAAUUUUAGUUGGUAUUUUGACAAGUUAAAGUUUUGCUACCGGGGUAGACAAUUAUCUGCAAAAUACCCUUGAGAUGUUUUGUAUUCAAUUAUCUUAAUUAUGAUAAUAUUAGAUCCUUUAAAGUCAAUAAAUUGGAAUUAGAGUGUGAAAUAAAUGUUUUAUUUAACUUGAAGGUAAAGGAGCUUUAAAUGAAUAAGUAAUUAAGAUUUUAUUAUUUAAACAAAUAAUUAAGAGUGUGUUUCAAUUUGUUGGUGACAUUUGAAAGAAAGAAAAAUUAUGUUUUAUCCGAGUUCCAUUGAAAUUAUGUUAAAAACUUGUUUUGUCCUAUGUUUCAGGUCAGGAAAUGGUAAAAUAUCUUAAGCUUAAAGUUUUUCUAAGCAUUUUGACAUUUAUAAACACAAAGUAUUUAAAGUUUAAAAUAGAAAUAACAAAUUUUGCCUCAAAAAAAGGCUUUUUAUUUUAAAGCAAAUAAAGAAAGCGCACCUUUUAAAUACAGUUCAAAUUCAGAUGAUCAAUUGUUUAUUACCAGUCAUCAUCAUUUAAUGAAUUUAAAGUUUAAAAGAAAAAUCCAUUUUUCGUUAAGGAAAACUAAAUUUUAAAAAAAAUUAGUUGAAUCUCUAGAAAAUAUGACCAAAUCAGACCUUUUUUCAGUUUUAAGUCAGUAAAUUCAGAUUUUUUUGGCUAAAAUAUAACUUUUUUGGUUUCAACUGAUU